Molecule: messenger RNA, 696 nt
Organism: Prunus armeniaca (apricot)
Lineage: Eukaryota; Viridiplantae; Streptophyta; Magnoliopsida; Rosales; Rosaceae
Source: the annotation of a GenBank genome assembly
AUGGAUGACGAAGCUAAUAAGAAGACCGCUCUACACAUUGCAGCCUCCAAAGGCCAUGUUAAUGUAAUGGAACAACUUAUUUCUCAUUGUCCUGAUUGUUGCGAAGUGGUCGACCAAAGACGUCGGAAUGCUCUUCAUUAUGCCUUGGAGAAGCAUAAACCUCUAAUUAUAGAAUUUGUUCUAAAGGAUACAUGGCUUAGAAACGUCGUCCUUUUAAAUGCCAAGGAUGUUGACGGCAACACACCCCUCCAUCUACUUAAUGCUCCUCUCAACCCCUGGAUUCCUUUCAUUGAUAAUGCUAGGGUUGAUAAGAUGGCAUUCAAUAAGGAAAACUUGAACGCUCUCGACGUCAUUAAAGCUAAUGAUGAUUUAAAAGAUAUGAUAUUUGUCGCAAAUGAUUUGAAAAGGAAUGGUGCAUCAUCAUGCCAUCGAAUUCUAAGCGAAAAUGAUAAUGAUGGCCAGAAAUUAAAGGAAAACAAAGGUGACGAAGACACUGAAACGAAUAAAAAUACAAGAGAUUCCCAUCUGAUAGUGGCUACACUCGUAGCAACUGUUACAUUCGCAGCAUGUGUCACCGUGCCUGGUGGUUAUUACCAAGCAUCAGAUCAGGGAAAUGCCAUGAGUAACGUAUCAAAGCAAAGUAAUGGACCAACUCCGGGUUAUGCAAGGCAUGAUGGGAAUAACAAAGUAAUUUAA